ACUCGGAAAAUAAUAGAAAAGGAAAAAAUAAUAAAAAAAGCGACUUCGUUGUUUCUUCAAAUCUUUCUCGGAAAACUCUCCCAAAAAGGUUUACAAAUUCUUCUGCCAAAACAAACAGUUUUUUCAAUCUCUCCGACUCGCUUCUCACCCCUAUCGAAAUCCUGAAAUUCGAUUUUUUGUUUUUUUCCGAGAAUUCCCGAAAUUAAAAAGCGAUGACGGAUUCCAAAGACACCACCCCAUCCAAAACGCACCACACGGGAUCCACACCAUUCAAUUCCACAGCGGGUACUACCACACCGGCUGCCGACGUGGAGAACCAGACCGGUUCGACGGGGGGAACUGGGUUCGGAAUAGCGGGGAUCUUACGGCGGUGGAAGAGAGAGGACUUGUUGAAGAGAGGGUAUUUGGCUUUGAGAGGAUUGGCUUUCCUUUUCUCUGUGCUCGCUUUCAUUGUCAUGGCAAGCAACAAACACGACGAUUGGAAGAAAUUCGAUCGAUUUGAAGAAUACAGAUACGUAUUGGCAAUAGCGAUUCUGUCCACGUUGUAUACGGGCUUGCAAGCGUUGCGACAAGUCCAUGAACUCUCUACCGCCAGAUAUUAUAUUCAACGUUCGACAUCCAAUAUGAUCGACUUUUUCGGUGAUCAGAUAACAGCUUACCUUUUGAUAUCAUCGGCUUCAUCCGCGAUUCCAUUGACGAAUAGACUGCGAGAAUCACAGGACGACAUAUUCACGGACUCAUCAGCUGCAGCAAUUAGCAUGUCGUUUUUGGCCUUCUUUGCACUCGCAUUGUCUUCCCUCAUUUCUGGAUACAAAUUAUCAAAUCAGGCUUCCUAUGUUUGAAAUAUGUUAUACCCCUUUUUUGUUUUUCCCCCUUAUUCUUCUAACCUUUUUCAAUCAUUGUUUUAUACGUAAUUGUAUGUAGAUUCAUUCAAAUUUCACGUCAUUGUUGUUUUUUAAUUUUUUGGUUAAAUUUGGUUGUAAAUUUUAAGUGGUCUUGGUCAUUUUUAUAUAUUACUCUGCAUAUAUAUACGAGGCGAAGUAUGAUUUGUUCUAUAAAUAUGUCGGAAGGCACUUUUUUUACCCUGCAAUGAAUUGGAAAUCUUGCUUGUUCUUUUGCUGUGAA
Messenger RNA from Ziziphus jujuba (common jujube), 1125 nucleotides. RefSeq names its product CASP-like protein 4B1. The transcript is spliced from 3 exons. Lineage: Eukaryota; Viridiplantae; Streptophyta; Magnoliopsida; Rosales; Rhamnaceae. The record is from RefSeq and is a predicted model, not a curated record. Bases 213 to 842 code for a protein of 209 amino acids.